Molecule: messenger RNA, 1189 nt
Organism: Etheostoma cragini (Arkansas darter)
Lineage: Eukaryota; Metazoa; Chordata; Actinopteri; Perciformes; Percidae
Gene: ska1
Product: spindle and kinetochore associated complex subunit 1
Exons: 8
Coding region: 27-776 (249 amino acids)
Biological process (GO): regulation of microtubule polymerization or depolymerization; mitotic cell cycle; chromosome segregation
Cellular component (GO): outer kinetochore; spindle microtubule; mitotic spindle
Molecular function (GO): microtubule binding
Source: RefSeq, a predicted model, not a curated record
ACAGGGAGGAACUCAGCUGGGUAACAAUGAAUGAGCUGGAAGAUGUCAGCCUUCACAUCCAGGACAGGAUCUCCUCCUUACAUCGCAUGCUGGAUCUGUCUGCUGUUGAAUUGCCUCAAAAUAAGAUGAAGAAGCUUGGACAAGAACUCUUUGUACUGGAGGGACUUCUGGAGGACUUUGAGAAGUGUGUUGGUCAACAGAGAGAGCAGCUGAAGCAUCUGAAGGAACUUGAGAAGUCUCUCCAGAAGGAUUUGGAGGACGUCCAGCACAUUAAGGACAACGUACCUGCACACAUGCCCCGGAAGAAAGAGCCAGCAAAUGGAAGUCAGCCUGUGAAGAACCAGAGAGAAGGUGUAGAUGUUCCGCCAGCCCAGCCGGAAAAUGUCAAGAAGACCAACAGGAGCGUCAUCAGAGAGCUGGAGCUCAUCACUAUGCCAGAGUUUCAGAGCAUCCCUCAGUACAUGAAAGGACGUGCAUCGUAUGAACAACUUAAUGCCGCGGUGCAGAGCAUUAACACAGCGACAGCAGCCAAGUACAAGAUCUUCCGUCAGCCGCUGAAAACUCUCAACAAUCACACACGCAAGCUGCACCAGCGCUUCAAGGACCAGGAGACAAAAGAGACAAAAGGUCACUAUUUUGUGGUGGAGGAUGACAUUCGUGAAUUUACUCAGAUGAAGGUGGACAAACGAUUUCAAGGGAUUCUGAACAUGCUGCGGCACUGCCAGCGGCUUCGGGAGCUUCGAGGGGGGGGCGUCGUCCGAUACAUGUUGUUAUGAACCAACACGACUUCAUCCCUGGAAUUUGUGCUUUCACUUAGGUCGUUUGUUUUCUUGUUUUUAUUACGGUGUAGGUCAUCAGAGUUUGUGAGAAUAAAAUAUGUCCUGGUUAAUUGUUGUCCCAGUAGUUGAUGCCAGUUUCUGCACCCUGUCGAACACUACACAUGCUGUUUUUGAUUUGUCAGAUAUUUGGCCUCAUUGCUUAAAUUAUAUUCUAUAUUCAGCACAUCUCUCUGAUCAGAAAGUAGCAAAUGUGUCCGUUACAGAAUGUGAGCCCACAUGUACACAUUUAAAGAUUUACCCAUGGAUAUGCUUUAAUGUGCCACCUGUACGUGCACAUAAUACUGGAAUAUGUAUACAUGUUUCUAUGUUGUGGUAUAAAUGUCUAUAAAGACUUUUCCAUGUUUAGACAU